GUUCACUGUCAGAAAACAGAAGUGUCUGGAAACUAAUGGACCUUAAAUUCUAAAAUAUUUAGCUUCAGGUUAAAAUUCUAGCAUUAUUCAUUUAAACAGAAUAAACUAACAAUAGAUGUGGAGAUAUUUGGAUUUACAAGAUCAAAGGAAAUUACUGUAAUUCCGAGGUAGAUCUACUGUUUACUUCCUGAUUACAGGCGAUGACGCUGUCGGAACAGUUGGAGGAAAUCAGGAGCCAGGCCGAGGCUUGUUUAUCCAGACCGGGCUCUGUGCAGGACAUCAGGAAUGCAGUGACCGCUGUGGCCACCAUCUCUCUGCCUCCCUCAGCUAAAUAUCGCUACAUUGCUGCGGAGACCAUGCUGAUAGAAAACAGCGCUGGAAGCGACAAGAAAGAGGCGAUCGCAUCACUGCAGAAACUGUCCACAGCACUCAACAUCCUGGAGAAGUAUGGCUCCAACUUGACCAACCCUAACCGGCCGAAGUACUGGCGCACGGUGAAACACAACAACCCCGUGUUCAAGGCCACGGUGGACGCUAUUCACGGUGGACGGGCCGUCCUAUGCCUUUAUGGCUACACCAAUCAGCAGCUGGAUGGCCUGAGCUUUCCAGACAACAUCAUGGAGCCGGAUGUCGCCAAAGUGGCAUCGGUGACACUGGAGGUCAUGAGUCUGCGCAUAGAGCUGGACAUGCUGAUCAAGGACACCCAUCCUCACCCAGAGUUCUUUGAGAGCAUCAUCCCUUCUCUCACUCAGAAGGAGGACGAUGACGGACUGAGCCCAGACGCCGUGGUGAUAUCUCCGUCCAGUGAGAGGCCGUGGGAAACGGUGUCCCUGCCCACAAAGUGUCCGUCUCAGCCGACGGGACUGCUGUCCGUCCCCACCACCAUCACACCCCCCAAGCCGACAGCUGUCUGUGAUGAGAACUGCAGCAUAUGUGGGAUCUUCCACGUGGCGUCCCACUGCACCACCUGCUCUCAGCGUCUGUGUUUAGAGUGCGACCGACUUUAUCACUCGCACCCCGCUCGUGCCAAGCACACCAGGGUCCCUGUGGCGGCCCCCAGAACCACCAAAAUACUCAGCUCGUCUCCUCCCACGUGGCACUGUUCGUUCUGUACGACGGUGAACACCAUGCAGCAGGUGUUGUGUAGUACCUGUGAGCGCCCUCGACUGGCCACAGCUGCCCCGGUCGUACAGGAAGAUCCUCCACAGCCGUCCACCAUUACAGAGUGGCAGUGUAAGAGCUGCACGAUGGUGAACUCCGGCAGCAGUAUUCUGUGUGAGGUGUGUGAGCGCCCCCGUCUGGCCACACGCCCACCUGUGACGCCUUCUCGUCCCACGCCGUCUCCUGCUGGACUCUUUGACGUCGGGCAGUGGAUCUGUCAGUUCUGCACUUACGCCAACCACACGCCGUCGUCCCGCUGCGAAAUGUGCGACCUGGCCAGAUCAGACUCUGCCCCCUCACCUUCUAAACCCCUCCCAUCUUCCCCGAUUAAGGACUUCACGCCGAAAAGUCCUCCGGUUGAGGAUCCGGAUUUGAAGAGGCAGAAGUUGAUGCGGGAGGAGGGGCUUAAACUGAUCAAGCUGAUCCGAGAGGGCGAGAUGAAGGGCGUGAGCCCCGAGGAGGUGUAUACGAGUCUGCGGGUUUCGGGCGGUAUCAGCGGGACACCGUGUGAUUGGCUGAAGACGGAGUUGCCGCACAGACUGGACGAGAUCUGCGCCAUGGCUGCCUCGUUCCAGCACGAGCCCAAACCUCUCCAGACUACAGCUGCACACCACAGCCAGGUCCAGAAGAUCUCAGUGCCUUUAUCCAGAGCUGAAGCCAAGCAGGCCUGGCUAGCAGCAGGGGGCGACAGUGAGAAAGCGGCGAGGCAGGCGCUCAGGGACCGCAUCUCUAGGGUGAAGGAGCUAGCCUCUCUCGGCUUCACCGACUCGACGGCGUGUGAGGAGGCUUUGAGGCAGAGCGGCGGUGAGGUUAGAGGAGCGCUGGUGCUGCUGCAGCGCCCCCUGCUGGAGUCUUUCCAUAAGCGCAUGUGGAGCGAAGAACCCGAGCCCACCAUCGACAUCAACCACCCCGACAAACAGCGUGUGUGUCGCCGACUCCUCGCUAUGUACAAUCUACCUAGUUGGGGGCGCUGUGAGCUAGCCCUAUCUCUGCUGCGUGACCCUGGUGCCCCCUACACGCUGGAGGAUGUGGUACAGGCCGUGCGCGAGUCACAUGACCGCGAUUUCAUCCGUCGUGUGUUGGCGAAAGAGUGCCCUAUUUGUCUGUCCUUGUUUCCCCACAGCAAGAUGCAGUCUCUGACAUCGUGUCAGUGCUCUGUUUGCUGCGAAUGCUUUAAGCAGCACUUCACCAUCGCCGUGAGAGACAAACACAUCAGAGACAUGGUGUGUCCUGUGUGCUCCGAACCGGACAUCAACGACCCCGAGCACCUCAACAGCUACUUCUCCACUCUGGACAUCCAGCUGAGGGAAUGCCUGGAGCCGGAGGUCUAUGAUCUUUUCCAUAAGAAGCUGACUGAACAGGCUCUCAUCAAAGACCCAAAGUUCCUGUGGUGCAGCCAUUGCUCAUACGGUUUCAUCUAUGAUGGAGAUCAGCUCAAGGUCACCUGUAUGCAGUGUCGGAACAGCUUCUGUGCUCAGUGCAAGAAACCUUGGGAGGCUCAGCACGCUGGCCUGUCGUGUGAACAGUUCCAGUUGUGGAAGCGUGAGAAUGAUCCGGAGUACCAGCGCCAGGGUUUGGCUGGUUACCUGCGUGACAAUGGAAUUACGUGUCCUAACUGCAGGUUUCAGUAUGCUCUGGCUCGUGGAGGCUGUAUGCACUUCAGCUGCUCUCAGUGUCGCUAUCAGUUCUGCAGCGGCUGCAACAACCCUUUCCACACGACAUGUGCGGUGCCUCAAUGCAGUGUGACUGGUCUUCAUGCUCAUCAUCCCAGAGACUGUCUGUUUUAUCUACGUGACUGGGAACCGGCCAGACUGCAGGCCUUACUGCAGAAAAGCGGAGUGGCCUUUAACACUGAUGUUCCUCCAGGAACACAAACAGGUGUGUGUGGUGUGAUUGAGCAGAAGGAUGAUGGUACUCGUCAGACGGACUCAGCGUGUGGAGCUCAGACUCAGCCUGGACAGGCCGGACUCUGCGAAAAACACUACCGCGAGUACCUGGUGAGUCUCAUCAACGGACACUCCAUCGACCCCGCCCCUCUGUUCGAAGCCAAUGAGCUGCUCCUGGCCUGCAGGAGAUACCGGGUGGAGCUGGUGCGGGGGGAGGCGGAGGACGACAGGACACACUGCGCUCAACUGCUCAAGAAACUAAUGGAGGACGUUCCUCUGGGUGAAAAAGUCCCUCGGAAGAAGUGAAGAAUGAUUUUCUGAUGUUCCUGUUGUUUCUGAUGUUUUCUGAUGUUUCUGAUGUCCAAUCUUACCGCGUGCCUUACGGGUAAUGUGUGAACACAUCACUGUGCGAAAGGUGGAAUAUUUUAAAACAUGCUUUUAGAUCAGAUCACGGAUUUUAAAAGCAGCAAAGUUUUAUUUCUGAUUCUGUUCAAUUUCAGACAUUUAGAGAUCUAUCUCUCUCUCUCUCUCUCUCUCUCUCUCUCUAUCUCUCUCUCACACCCCCCCCCUCUCUGUGCAUGUUGGGUUCAGUAAUCAUUAAAGAUUGAAGUUCGGUCAUUUCUCACUGAUUAUUACAUGAUGUCAUGAUUUCUAUGCUAAAGUGAUGCUUUUCCCCAAAAAAAGUCUAUUAAAGAGUCUAUUAAAGCUACGGUCAAUAAAAUCACGCUCUCUGUCCACUUUUAGUGCUCAUGAGACGUCUUAAACACUUUUUUUUCCCCUCAGCUGUAUAUGUAAAGGGCGUGGCUGAACAGAUGAUGUCACAUUUUUUAUAUAUAUAUAUUUAUAAAUAUCCAGAUUUGAAUCCUAUUGAAAACCUCAAUGUCAUCAAGAGGAAGAUGGAUGGUCACAAACCAUCAAGUAAAGCUGAACUGUUUGUUUUUUUGCAAAAAGAGUGGUAUAAAGUUCCCCAACAGCAAUGUGAGAAACUGGUGGAGAUCAUGGAGCCUAAACACAUGCAGAUCGGGGUUAUUCCACCAAAUACUGAUCUCUUAAUGUUAUUUAGACAAAGCAUUAACACAAUCUGUUUACAAAUUAUUUGCAUUUUGUUUUAUUUGAGUUAUUAAAGCUCUGCAUGAUCUUGGGUUA
Messenger RNA from Hemibagrus wyckioides, 4193 nucleotides. Its product is annotated as E3 ubiquitin-protein ligase RNF31. The transcript is spliced from 23 exons. Bases 201 to 3353 code for a protein of 1050 amino acids. Gene Ontology annotation, biological process: protein linear polyubiquitination. Gene Ontology annotation, molecular function: ubiquitin protein ligase activity; zinc ion binding; K63-linked polyubiquitin modification-dependent protein binding. The record is from RefSeq and is a predicted model, not a curated record. Lineage: Eukaryota; Metazoa; Chordata; Actinopteri; Siluriformes; Bagridae. Gene Ontology annotation, cellular component: LUBAC complex.